ACAGGCUGACUGGUGACAUUGCUGGAGAAAGUGCCAUCGUAGUUAAUGGUCUUCAUGAAAGGAUUGCAUUAACCCUUAACCGUAUUAACUUCGGACUAGGCCUAGACUUGAAUAUUUGCUGAUACAAAAUGGCUGCAAUGCCAGUAGAAGAAGACCCGCAGCUGACUUUGCUGACGGAAAUUUUUCGACCAUACCUUGUGGAGAACCUGAGGUUCUCGACGAUCGUAUGUCAACUCACUGCAUUUUUUGAUCAACAUGGUUCUGCAGGAAUUGUAAACAUUGUUGUAAAGGAACAACAGGAAGGUCCAGAAGCUGCUAUGGAAGCAUUCCUUGAUUGGAUAGCUGAAAAGGCAAUUCCAGGAUCUUACUCUGCUGUCAUAAAUGCCCUCAAACAUAUGGAAGAUGAGAAGGUGAAACACAUAGCUGAUUGGAUUGAGGGAGUCGAUCCGAUGGAGAACAUGGAGCAUAAAAAACAAAUUAUACAUACUUUUGCCCCAGUAUUGAAAAAUAUUCCCACAUCUCAGCUCGUCCGUCAUUUAACAUGUCUCGGACGUCAAGAUAAAGAACUGUUGCAGGCGCAUUGCGAGAACAAGGGUGAUUGUUAUGCAGCGAUAACUCUGAUGUUCCUCAUAACGACAAAAGCUCCCGAAUGGUUUACAGAACUUGUAAAAGCUCUCAGAAUAAUUAACUGGCUAGAGCUUGCAGAUCUACUUGACCCACCAGAAGAUCACUCUUCUUUAACUGCCUUUAACAUUCCAGGAGAUGUGCCACCAGCUGAAGGUUGCUUUAAAGCAUGUCCACCACAAGAACCUGAUGAAAUUAUCGAGAUUGAGCUGCGUGAUUAUCAAAAGGAGCUAUCCCAGCAUGCAGUUCAGGGGAAGAACACAGUCGUCGUUGCCCCAGCCGGCUCUGGUAAAACAGUUGUUGGGGUGUAUAUUGCAAAAAUGCACCUUGCAAAUGGCAUGAUAGCAUCAAACAAUAAACCAAAGAAGAUUGCCUUUCUAGUAAACAAGGUUCCUCUAGUGAAGCAGCAACAGGACCAAUUUAAAAAGUAUAUGAGCACAAGUAAGGUGAUUGGGGUCAGUGGUGAGACAGGCAGUACAAUGAUGGAGAUCAAAUCGUUACUUAAAGACCGAGACGUCAUCGUGAUGACUGCGCAGAUUCUAGUCAAUGCGUUAGACAACACAGACAGUAACAAACAACGGCUGGAUAUCUCUGACUUCAGUAUGAUCAUAAUGGAUGAAUGUCAUCGAUGUCAGGAGAGCAGCUUAGCUCCAAGGCCACAGAUCAUUGGCUUGACUGCUGGUCUGGGAGUCGGCCAAGCCCAGUCAUCCUACAAAGCUGAAUCGCACAUCUUAAUGCUGUGCGCCAACAUGGAUGUGGAAAAAAUAUCUAUCGUAGAAGAAAACGUGGAGGAGCUAAACAGACAUGUGAAUAUACCCACUGAAGAGACAAUCCUAGUAGCUCGUAAACAGGAUGAUAAAUUUGCUGAGGGCGUGAAUUUAAUCAUGGAAAAUAUUGAAAGAAUCAUAGCGGAGUCUGAAGGUGGCAAGCGUCUCGCGGAAUUAGAUAGAAAGGAUCUACAAUGCCCAAACACCAGGGGAACACAACCCUAUGAACAAUGGGUUGUGAAGAUGAAAAAUGCCAGUGCUACAAUUCUUACUGACAAUGACAUGAGGCGUGUUAUUGUAGCUUGUAGUAAUCACUUGAGGGAGUACACCAAUGCUUUGUACAUUAACCAUGCUGUAAGACCUAAGGAUGGACUGACAUACCUUCAGAAUUUCUUUGAUAAUGAGAGAGACAAGCAAGAUUCGUUUAAUGAUACUGAAGCCCAGUUGUUCAGGUUUUUUACAGAGAGAGAGGAGGAGUUAAAACAAAUUGUGGAAGAUCCAGAAAACCGCAAUCCUCUUCUGGACAAGUUAGGCAGCACGAUGCGCAGUGCUUACGAUAUGAAACCCGACUCUUGCGGAAUUCUUUUCACAAAGACAAGAUCAUCGACGGAAGCGCUGAAGGCAUGGAUAAAGGAGACGCCAGAACUGAAGCACUUGAAUCCUGGGAUUCUGAUUGGUGGAGGGGGUAGUGGAGGAAUGACCCAGACGCAGCAGGUUGACUUACUGCAGAUGUUCAAAGAGAACAAGCACAAGCUAAUCAUAGCAACGUCAGUUGCUGAAGAAGGUAUAGAUAUCCAAGCUUGUAACCUGGUCUUCAGGUACAAUUACUUCUCGAACACCAUUGGUCGAAUUCAAGCUAGAGGUCGAAAUCGUGCAGCCCAUGGGAGAUUCUUUCUGAUAGCAUCGGUAGACUCCGGAUUGGGCAACCAGGAGGAAAUGAACAAGAUCCGUGAAUCUAUGAUGAAUACAGCAACAAAAGCUAUCAAAGGGAUGCCCAAGGAAGAUUUCCUCAAGCAAAUUGAUGAUUAUCAACGGAGGGAUAGAGCCGAGAGGCGUAUGAAAGAAAAAGGCAAAGUGUCAAAACAGAAAGAACACAGCGGUAUUGAAGUAGAGCUGAUCUGCUUGCAGUGCGGAAAUGUGGCGUGCCGUAAUACAGACAUACGACGCAUUAAAAGUGCUCACCACGCUGUGUUUGGUGAUUUCAUGGCUGAACGGUACAAAACGGUGCCAAAUCCGAAGAAAUCCAAGCGCAUAAACGACCUAGAAUUUCUGGAGAAGGUGCAUUGUGCUAAUUGUAGUCAGGAAUGGGGUUGUAUGCUGAAGUACUGUGGUCAUUUAGCCCCGGUGUUGAAAAUCUCGUUCUUCGCUGUAAAGUAUAAUUCAGGAAAACAAGUAAAGUACAAGAAGUGGUCAGACGUACCCUUCCAUGUCCAGGAAUUUUCAAUUGAAGAUAUUGAAAAAGAAAUUAACAAAGAAAAUGUCAACAAAUUAGAUGAAGAUGUUGACCAACUAAGCUUAGAAAAAGCAUAGUAACAUGCAAAAGAAUGUGUAUGAGCACAUAGGUAACAAACAAUAUUAUAACAUUCUAGUUUUUUAAUUAUUAUUAUUAUUAUUAUUAUUAUUAUUUAUUAUUAUUAUUAUUAUUAACUGAUAAUGUACAAAAAUCUGUUGUUCAUGCAUAAGUUGUAACAUACAAAAAUGAUAUCAACAUGAGCACAUAGGAAACCAUCAAUAUUAUGACAAUUCUGGUUUUUAUUAUUGUUUUUAUUAAUGUUAUCAUUUUUAUUAUUGUUAUUGUUAUUAUUGACUUUGUGAUAAUAAUAUACAGAAAUCUCUUGUUCAUAAUGUAUGGCAUAUGCUGAAUAAUAUAACGUACAUAAUAUGUAAGUCAAAACCAUUCUACAGAUGAGAGGGUUAUAUACAUCAUUUUAGCUAAAUUUGAUAUGAAAAUUUCCAAGAACCUGGGAGACAUCCAGAGGUUUAGGCAUUUCGCUCUACGUAGUUACCAGUGUUUGUCUAUAGACGCGAUAAAAUGGUGUAUAUUCAUUUCUGUUAGUGAGUUUGUCUCUCUGUUAGCAGGAUUGUGCAAAAACUAAUGAAUGGAUCAUACAAUUUAGUGGAGUGUGGUACAUAUUGAUCUAAGGAAGAGGUGAUUAAAUUUGGGGGUUCCAAAGGUCAAGUUCACAGAAAUUUUUAGAAAAUGAUUGAAAAUUUUCCUUAAUUAUAAUGGAAUCACAUAUCUUGUACCCUGUGUAUAUUGCUUAUUCUGACACAGGGCAGAGGUAUGCAUUAAGUGACUGCUAGUUGUUCAAAUAUUUUCAUUGUAUAAAAUGUUUAGGAGCCACUGAGUAAAAAAAAAAUGUUGUGGCAAUAUAAAGAAUGUAAUCUUUUAAUAUAUUAAUUUAACUAUGUGGAAAUCUGUUUUAAAUCUAUAUUGCCAGAUUUUUUUGUUUCGAUUUAAGUUUAACAAUAUAGUAAAUAUAAAUAUAAUAACUUAUUUAAUGAGGGAUUCAGCUGAUUUUUUACAUAAGUGAAUGCAAUAUUUAGAGUAAUGUUUUAGUAAAAAUAUUGCAUAUAAUAUUAAAAAUUGUAAAAUUGUUUCUUAUUAAUCUGUAAGUGAAAUAUUAUAAAGGAUCUCAAAGAGGAAGCUUAAAGCACAACCAGAACAAGUAGAUUUCCUACUGAACAUGUUUCCCAUUGUACAAAGUGUGUUUCCCAGUAUAAAGAAUAAAUAAAGCCAUUCUGUCAUUUUACAUCUCAAUAUCUUUGUAAUAUUAUAGGUUGCCCAUACAAUCAACAUAAUAAAAUAAAGCAAAAUUUAGAGUAAUAUUUGUGUUUUA
This is a messenger RNA of Anneissia japonica, 4231 nucleotides long. RefSeq names its product probable ATP-dependent RNA helicase DDX58. Bases 129 to 2921 code for a protein of 930 amino acids. Gene Ontology annotation, cellular component: cytoplasm. The record is from RefSeq and is a predicted model, not a curated record. Gene Ontology annotation, molecular function: DNA binding; double-stranded RNA binding; hydrolase activity. NCBI's taxonomy places the organism in Eukaryota, Metazoa, Echinodermata, Crinoidea, Comatulida, Comatulidae. The transcript has 14 exons.